This is a messenger RNA of Thamnophis elegans (Western terrestrial garter snake), 1505 nucleotides long. RefSeq names its product leukocyte elastase inhibitor-like. The transcript is spliced from 6 exons. NCBI's taxonomy places the organism in Eukaryota, Metazoa, Chordata, Lepidosauria, Squamata, Natricidae. Gene Ontology annotation, molecular function: serine-type endopeptidase inhibitor activity. Gene Ontology annotation, biological process: negative regulation of endopeptidase activity. The record is from RefSeq and is a predicted model, not a curated record. Bases 1 to 1143 code for a protein of 380 amino acids.
AUGGAAAAACUGGUCAAUGCAAAUUCGCAGUUUGCUCUGGAUCUUUUCCAAAAGUUGAAGGAAGCUCACCCAACUGGCAACAUUUUCUUUUCUCCAUUUAGUUUAUCCUCCGCCCUGGCCAUGAUCGUCUUGGGGGCCCAGGGUAACACAGCCUCCGAACUCCUGAAGAGGCUUCAUUUUGAUGGUGUUGAAGACAUUCAUUCAGUAUUUCACAGGCUGAAUACUAAGAUUAACCGGAGCAAUGCGCCCUACAUUCUGAAACUUGCUAAUAGGUUGUAUGGAGAAAAAACUUUCAACUUUUUGUCUGAUUUCUUGACUAGCACCCAGAAUUUGUACGGAGCUGAAUUAUCCACAGUGGAUUUCUCAAAGGCUCCAGGCAAGGCAAAAAAGGAAAUUAAUCAAUGGGUUGAACAGCAGACUGAAGGUAAAAUCUCUGAGUUGUUAUCUGAAGGAUCCAUCAAUGAAAUGACUAAAUUGGUUUUGGUGAAUGCUGUCUACUUUAAAGGCAACUGGGCAAAGGCAUUUAAAGAAAAAGAUACUAAAGUCAAGCCUUUUAGACUAAAUAAGAGAGAAAAGAAGAAUGUGAAGAUGAUGUUUAUGGAACAGGAACUUCCUUUUGGUUAUAUCCCUGAAUGCAAGUCUUGUGUGCUCGAACUGCCAUACGAGGGAAAGGAUCUUAGCAUGAUAAUCCUCUUGCCUGAUAAAAUUGAGGAUAAUUCCACAGGCCUGGAACAGCUGGAGCAGCAGCUGACUUUGGAAAAACUGCAAGAGUGGACCCAGCCCAAAAAUAUGAAUUAUGACAUGGACGUCUGUGUACAUCUACCUAAAUUUCAGCUGGAAGAAAACUACGAUCUUAAACCUUACUUUGCAGCCUUGGGGUUAAUAGAGAUGCUUGAACGUGGCAAGGCUAAUUUGUCUGGAAUGUCAGGAUCUCAGGAUCUCCAUGUCUCUAAAAUUGUUCACAGGUCAUUUCUGGAAGUCAAUGAAGUGGGCACCUUAGCAGCUGCAGCUACUGCUGCUACAUCUGAGGAUUAUUGUUCGCCCAUGGAGGAGGAUUUCAAUGCUGACCAUCCUUUCCUAUUUUUUAUCCGUCAUAAUUCAACAAACACCAUACUCUUCCUUGGUAGAUUUGCUUCUCCGUAAAACUAACUUCCCGUCACCUAGCAAAUACUUGUUUCUCUGCUUGCUUGGGAGGUUUGCUAUAACACAAGUUGGGUUCCUCCAGAUAUUUUCCAUCUUUGAUUUCCUUGAACUCCUACACCUCUUGAUAGAUUCUUUGUAACCCUUUGCUCUAAAGCAGGGCUUUAAACUCAAAGCAGAGAUGUCAAACUCGCAGCCUGAGGGCUGGAUGACAGGAUGAGCCAUUCACUGGCCACGCCCAUGACUGAUUUACUGAAGGCAGAAAAAGUCACGCUGUGUCACGUGACAACACCAUGACAUGCAAAUUUGACAGCCCUGCUGUAAAGGGUAGCCAUCUCUAAUUUAGGAUAUCCAGCUGUGUUUGA